Molecule: messenger RNA, 6233 nt
Organism: Egretta garzetta (little egret)
Lineage: Eukaryota; Metazoa; Chordata; Aves; Pelecaniformes; Ardeidae
Gene: ARHGAP35
Product: Rho GTPase activating protein 35
Exons: 6
Biological process (GO): signal transduction
Molecular function (GO): GTPase activity; GTP binding
Source: RefSeq, a predicted model, not a curated record
AGGGGACCCCGCAAUCGGGCAGCUCCGGCUGUUGGGUUUCUUUUUGGUGAUAAUGCGCCCAGCAAAAGAAGCGCUGGAGGUGCCCUGCGUCCCCUCGAGGCGCUUGCAGGGCUGCCGUGCCUCUACCUCGGCUUCUAAUUUAGUGCCUUGCCUUAUUUAAUGGAAAAUUCUUCAAUUAAAUGCUCGGUUUUCUUAAAAAUGCAAAGUUUUGGAAGGGUUCGGAGCGUGGGACCGCGUGGGACGGAGACGCUUGUCCCAUCAGCUUCGCAGGCAAGGUGUAGGCGAAGGACGGAGCCGCAUCUCCCUAAACCCUCUGAACCUUGGCUUUAAUUUCCUCCGAUUUCCCAGCGGAAACGCUGGUUCUGCCGUUAUUUUAGCCCCUGGCUUCAUACUCGGUGCCCCGGGCAUCUGCGGCAGCAGGUUGAGGAGGAGGAAGAUCCCGUUGACCUGGGGAGAGAGCUGCAACACGGAGGUCGUUCCCCUUAAUUAAACAAAAAGCCGUGCCAAAAAUUUACCGCCGCUGGCCGGGCCACCACCGGGUCCCCUGCCCUUGGCCGGGGCGGGGGGGGAAGUGUUCAAGUCACAAACUGGAGUUUCUCCUCCCGCAGCGCCCGCCGGGGCCUUCGUGACCCCGGUGAGGGCCGCAAAGAGCAUGAAGAAAGCUUUGUCUCCGGUUUUAAUAGCGUUUGAGAAGCUGCUUAAUUGAACGUCCUAUUAAUUCUGGGGCUCUUGCGACACGCACGCACGCGCGCGGCCGGCGUUGGGGACUGGCGUGGAUUUUAGUGCCGGCAGCUGCCCAGGCUCAGCUGCAGCCGGGAUUGCGUGCGCUGUCGUGGCUGGUGGCUGCGGUCAUGCCCAGGUUUCAGGUGUCUGGAGGUGGAAAAUACCUUUGAUUUGUAAUUUUUUUUGAUUUCCUUUGGGUCUGCUGCCAGCUUCUUAAGAGGAAACAAGAGCUGAAUUCCCCCCUGCUUUGCUGGGAAUUCACAGCGCAGGGUCCCUUCUUCUUCCUGGUCCUCUUGGCUGGACUUUCUGGUGUAAAUGAGUAACUCCUGACUCAGGGAUUUAGGGGAGAAAACGAAAGCAAGCGCCGUUUGACACCGGUUUUCCCCUUCCCACGCCCCGAGUAGAGGAGAAAGGACAUCACGUCGUUAGGCUGAGCUAAACGAGGAGCCGAGGAUGCGCCGGCGUGAGCGCGCUCAAGAAGCAAGGGUGGGUGUGAAACGUUCUGCGCCUCUUGGAUCCUGAAACUGGGGGUGGGUUUACUUAUCCCGACGCCGGGCUGAUCCUUCCGGCUGCAGAAAGCCACGGCGGGGAGGAGCGGGAGAACCAUGGAAUGGGAGACCCCCGGCGGAAGAGAGGGAAAACCAUGGUGGAAGGGCGACCAGGUUCCAACCACGCGUCCUUGCGCUUCCAAAGCCUUGCAUCUCUCUUUUUUUAAGGUAAUUAAAACCUAAUUUUAACGAGACAAAGCUGAUCCACAGGAGGAAGUGGGGGAAAUGACCCUCGGGAGCCGCAGAGGACGUGCGGUGAUUUUUUUUUUUUAAAUAUCCACAUCGAAUUUCUCUAAUUUUGCCGUGGAAACCCCACCCCAAUACGCUUGGAUGCCCCAAUCCGUUGCUUUUUGCUGGUGUAGGAGACUCCCGCACAAGCGAACAUCAGCAGGAUGAAGGCGCCGGCGCUGCCUCCCCUGGAAUUCUCCUUUCCUCCCAAAAACCCGUUGGCCGAAACGCAUUUGCAACCGUGCGUACCUUGAGUUUUGUCGACGGAAGAGAAGGCGGCGGCUUCUCCGCCAGGCGGAAGCGACUGGAAAACCCAAAUUUCAGCAAAUUCCUCAGAAAUUUGUCGGAUGAUGCCAUCACCCGGCCGCGUCCUGCAGUUUGUUAAUAAAUCGCCCGCUUUGUGCCGAGGAUUAACGUGGGAAACGGUGCAGGAUCCUCCACACCGGGCCCUUCCUCGCCCUUGGCGGACGCUUGGGAGAAACGUCGGCCGUCCAACCACGGGGACCAGCAAGAACUGAAGCGCUGCUGGUACGGACAGGAUGGGAACGACGAACUUCAUCGCCCCGGCACCCUGCUUGGCUUGAGAACCAUCACCCUGCCUUCCACCGAGCUCCCACGUCUCACCGGCUGCCAGAAACACUAAUCCUCUUGGAAGCAGUUGAUUGGGACAGGAUGUGUGGACGAUGAUGAUGGCAAGAAAGCAAGAUGUUCGCAUUCCCACCUAUAACAUUAGCGUGGUGGGAUUGUCCGGGACAGAGAAGGAGAAGGGGCAGUGCGGCAUUGGGAAAUCCUGCCUUUGCAACCGGUUUGUACGGCCCAGCGCGGAUGAGUUUCAUUUGGACCACACUUCGGUUCUCAGCACCAGUGACUUUGGGGGAAGGGUGGUCAAUAAUGACCAUUUCCUCUACUGGGGGGAAGUCGCGCGUUCCCUGGAGGACUGCGUCGAAUGUAAAAUGCAUGUCGUGGAGCAGACGGAGUUUAUCGACGACCAGACCUUUCAGCCUCACCGCAGCACGGCCUUGCAGCCCUAUAUCAAGAGGGCUGCUGCGACCAAACUGGCGUCGGCUGAAAAGCUCAUGUACUUUUGCACUGAUCAGCUUGGGUUGGAACAGGACUUUGAACAAAAACAGAUGCCAGAUGGGAAGCUGCUGGUGGAUGGCUUUCUGCUCUGCAUCGACGUUAGCAGGGGGAUGAACAGGAACUUUGAUGAUCAGCUGAAAUUCGUUUCGAAUCUUUACAAUCAACUGGCGAAAACGAAAAAGCCCAUCGUGGUGGUCCUGACAAAGUGCGACGAAGGCGUGGAGCGGUACAUUAGGGAUGCACAUACUUUUGCCUUAAGCAAAAAGAACCUCCAGGUCGUGGAGACGUCAGCGAGAUCCAAUGUGAACGUUGACUUGGCUUUCAGCACCUUGGUGCAGCUGAUCGAUAAAAGCCGGGGAAAGACUAAAAUCAUCCCCUACUUCGAAGCUUUGAAACAGCAAAGUCAACAGAUUGCUGCUGCUAAAGACAAGUACGAGUGGCUGGUCAGCCGCAUCGUCAAAAACCACAACGAGACGUGGUCGAACGUGAGCCGCAAGAUGCAAUCCUCCCCGGAGUAUCAGGAUUACGUCUACCUGGAAGGAACGCAGAAAGCCAAAAAGCUCUUUCUGCAACACGUCCACCGCCUCAAGCAGGAGCACAUAGAACGCCGGCGGAAGAUGUAUCUCGCCAUGCUUCCUCAAGCGUUUGAAGCCCUCAUCCCAGACCUGGAUGAAAUAGAUCACUUGAGCUGCGUGAAAGUGGAGAAGCUCUUGGAGACGAAGCCGGACUUUCUGAAAUGGUUUGUUGUCCUGGAGGAGACGCCCUGGGAUGCCACGAGCCACAUCGACAACAUGGAGAAUGAACGCAUUCCCUUCGACCUGAUGGAGACCCAGCCCGCCGAGCAGCUCUACGAAGCUCAUUUAGAAAAGCUGAGGAACGAGAGGAAAAGGGCAGAAAUGAGAAGAGCUUUCAAAGAAAACCUGGAGACUUCUCCUUUCAUCACGCCCGGGAAGCCCUGGGAGGAAGCACGCAGCUUCAUUAUGAACGAGGACUUUUACAUGUGGCUGGAGGAAUCUAUUUAUAUGGAUAUCUACAGCAAGCACCAAAAACAGAUCAUAGAAAAAGCCAAGGAGGAGUUUCAGGAGCUCCUCUUGGAGUACUCGGAGCUGUUUUAUGAACUGGAGCUCGACGCUAAACCCAGCAAGGAGAAAAUGGGCGUCAUUCAGGACGUCUUGGGUGAAGAACAAAGGUUCAAAGCGCUGCAGAAGCUGCAGGCUGAGCGGGACGCCCUUAUCUUGAAGCACAUCCACUUUGUCUACCACCCGACAAAGGAAACGUGUCCCAACUGCCCCGUUUGUGUUGACUCUAAAAUCGAGCACCUGAUCAGCUCCCGUUUCAUCAGGCCCUCUGAACGCAACCAGAAGAACUUGCUUUCGGACUCCAACAUCGACAGGCUCAACCUGGUGAUCCUUGGCAAGGACGGUUUGGCGCGCGAGCUGGCCAACGAGAUCCGAGCGCUCUGCACCAACGACGACAAGUACGUGAUUGAAGGUAAGAUGUAUGAGCUGUCCCUGAGGCCAAUCGAGGGCAACGUCCGGCUCCCCGUUAAUUCUUUCCAGACACCCACCUUUCAGCCUCACGGUUGUCUCUGCCUUUACAACUCGAAGGAGUCGCUGUCCUACGUAGUGGAAAGCAUCGAAAAGAGCAGAGAGUCGACCAUCGGCAGGAGGGAUAAUCAUUUGGUUCACCUUCCUCUCACCCUCAUCCUCGUCAACAAGAGGGGGGACACCAGUGGCGAGACGCUCCAUAGCUUGAUACAGCAAGGCCAGCAGAUCGCCAGCAAGCUGCAGUGCGUCUUCCUGGACCCCGCGUCUGCUGGCAUUGGGUAUGGCCGUAACAUCAACGAGAAGCAGAUCAGCCAGGUUUUAAAAGGGCUGCUGGACUCGAAACGCAACUUAAACCUCGUCAGCUCGACCUCCAGCAUCAAAGACCUGGCGGACAUCGACCUUCGGAUUGUCAUGUGCUUGAUGUGCGGAGAUCCGUUCAACGCGGACGACAUCCUUUUACCCAUCCUGCAGUCCCAGACCUACAGACCUUCGCAGUGCGGCAGCAGCAGCUCCGUCCUCCUCGAGCUAUCCAUCGGGCCGCACAAGAGGCGCGUGGAGCUCUCCCUCCUUUCCUACCAUUCCUCCUUUAGCAUUAGGAAAAGCCGCCUCGUCCACGGGUACAUUGUCUUUUACUCGGCGAAACGCAAGGCCUCUCUGGCCAUGCUACGUGCCUUUCUCUGCGAGGUGCAGGAUAUCAUCCCCAUACAGGUCGUGGCACUCACGGACGGCUCCAUAGACAUCCUGGACAACGAUUUGAGCAGAGAGCAGCUCACCGAGGGCGAGGAGAUCGCCCAGGAGAUCGACGGCAAAUUCACCACCAUACCUUGUAGCCAGCCGCAGCAUAAGCUGGAGAUUUUCCACUCGUUUUUUAAAGAUGUGGUGGAGAAAAAAAACAUCAUCGAAGCCACCCACAUGUACGACAACGUGGCCGAAGCCUGCAGCACGACGGAGGAGGUGUUCAACUCACCUCGAGCGGGUUCCCCUCUCUGCAACUCCAACCUGCAGGAUUCGGAGGAGGACGUCGAACCCCCUACCUACAGCCCUUUCAGGGAGGAUACAUCCAUGCCCGCCCUGCCCAAAGACCACUCGAAGCUUUCCAUGGAGCUGGAGGGGAACGACGGUUUGUCUUUCAUUUCUGUCAUGAACACUUUUGAAAGCAAACUGAACAACAAAGUACCUCCUCCCGUCAAACCAAAGCCCCCCAUGCAUUUUGACAUUACGAAGGGGGACCUGUCGUAUUUGGAGCAGGGGCAUCGGGACGGGCAGAGGAAGUCCGUGUCUUCCAGUAGCUGGUUGCCCACCGACUGCUUCGAUCCUUCCGACUACGCCGAGCCGAUGGACGCCGUGGUCAAACCCCGAAACGAAGAGGAGAACAUUUACUCCGUGCCUCACGACAGCACCCAGGGCAAAAUCAUCACCAUCCGAAACAUUAACAAAACCCAAUCCAACGGAAGCGGCAACGGCUCGGACAGCGAGAUGGACACCAGCUCCCUGGAACGGGGCCGCAAGGUGUCGGUCGUUAGCAAGCCCGUGCUGUAUCGGACGCGCUGCACGAGGUUGGGCAGGUUUGCUAGCUACCGAACCAGCUUCAGCGUUGGGAGUGACGAUGAACUGGGCCCCAUCCGAAAAAAGGAGGAAGACCAAACUUCCCAAGGGUAUAAAGGCGAUAACGCCGUUAUCCCCUACGAAACGGCCGAUGGGGAAGAUCCGAGGAGGAGGAACAUCCUGCGCAGCCUGAGAAGGACGACGAAGAAACCAAAGCCCAAACCUCGGCCGUCCAUCACGAAGACGACGUGGGAAAGCAACUAUUUUGGGGUGCCUUUGACCACCGUAGUGACUCCGGAGAAACCCAUCCCCAUCUUUAUCGAGAGAUGCAUCGAGUACAUCGAAGCGACGGGGCUGAGCACCGAAGGCAUCUAUCGCGUGAGCGGGAACAAGUCGGAGAUGGAGAGCCUGCAACGGCAGUUCGACCAGGAUCACGGCCUGGACCUGGCCGAGAAGGAUUUUACCGUCAACACCGUGGCCGGCGCCAUGAAGAGUUUCUUCUCCGAGCUGCCGGAGCCGCUGGUCCCGUACGCCACGCAGGUCGAGCUGGUGGAAGCCCACA